Ahaetulla prasina is the source of this 4378-nucleotide messenger RNA. Its product is annotated as L-threonine 3-dehydrogenase, mitochondrial-like. Gene Ontology annotation, biological process: L-threonine catabolic process. Bases 170 to 1300 code for a protein of 376 amino acids. Lineage: Eukaryota; Metazoa; Chordata; Lepidosauria; Squamata; Colubridae. Gene Ontology annotation, molecular function: L-threonine 3-dehydrogenase activity. The transcript is spliced from 9 exons. The record is from RefSeq and is a predicted model, not a curated record.
CGGUGCCCAAUCAGAGGGCAGAGUCGAAGCGAAAGUGGGAGGGAUUUGCGAGCAGCAGCCGGUGCCGAAGUAUAAGAUGGGGAAGGCGAGCGUCGCGUGUAAUUCUGCGGUGAUUGUCUGAUGUUCUGGUGGGUCGCCUGAGAAAAAAGACCUGAAGCACACUUGAAAAAUGCCAGCCAUCAGGAAUUUGAGCUGUGCUGUUAAACAUCUGUUGAACAAACCUGGCUGUGGCUGUCAGGUUGCUCUUGUGCCGGCUAGAUGUCUUAGCAUUUCACCCCGGCAGGUGCCAUCAGAUGCCAGCUUUCAUUCAGUAUCUUUUUCAGAAACUGAUCAUCCACGGGUGUUAAUUACAGGGGGACUAGGCCAGCUUGGAGUAGGACUUGCUAAACUGCUACGAAAACGCUUUGGAAAGAACAACGUGAUUUUGUCAGAUAUUAGAAAGCCCCCCAAUAGUGUCUUCUAUAGUGGUCCUUUCAUCUACUCUGAUAUUUUGGAUUACAAGAAUCUUCGUGAGAUAGUGGUGAACAACAGGAUUACUUGGCUAUUUCAUUACAGUGCUUUGCUCAGUGCAGUUGGAGAAGCUAAUGUCCCUUUGGCAAGAUCUGUGAAUAUUACUGGGCUACACAACAUUCUUGAUAUAGCUGCCGAGCAUGGUUUGCGACUCUUUGUUCCUAGCACAAUUGGCGCCUUUGGACCAACUUCCCCUAGGAAUCCAACCCCUGAUCUCUGCAUCCAAAGGCCAAGGACAAUCUAUGGAGUUUCUAAGGUUCAUGCUGAACUUAUGGGAGAGUACUAUCAUUAUAGAUAUGGGCUUGAUUUCCGGUGUCUAAGGUAUCCUGGCAUUAUCUCAGCAGAUUCUCAGCCUGGUGGAGGAACAACUGAUUACGCAGUCCAAAUUUUCCAUGAUGCUCUCAAGACUGGAAAAUUCCAAUGUAAUCUUAAACCAGACACCCGCUUGCCAAUGAUGUAUAUUGAUGACUGUCUUAGAGCUUCUUUGGAGAUCAUGGAAGCACCUGCUGAGCAGCUGAGCAUGAGGACUUACAACAUCAAUGCCAUGAGUUUUUCACCUGAGGAGCUGGUUCAAGAGGUCCAGAAGCAUAUUCCAGAACUUGAAGUUGCCUAUAAUGUAGAUCCUGUUAGACAAGCCAUUGCUGAGAGUUGGCCAAUGGUUUUUGAUGACAACAAUGCCCGCCAAGAUUGGGGAUGGAAACAUGAUUAUGAUCUUCCAGACCUGGUGACCACCAUGUUCAACUUCCUUAGCUCUGUCCGUUCCGUUUCCAGAGUUGCUCAAGUCAGCUAAGUCUUUAUAUGAUGCAGCCACCAGAUGUCUCAGAGCACUUCAUCUACUAAAAUUUGAAGAGCCUGCUAUUUGAACAUGAUUAUUGAUUUCUCAGUUCGCUUUUCUUUUUGCUAAAGAAAUAUACAUGCAUAUACAGUAUAUUUGCUAAAGAUAUAUACACAUACAUGCAUAUACUGAGAAAAAGUUUGUAUACAUUUCUGAAAGCUGUCUAACUAUAGGGACCCUCAGGAAAUAGUUGUUCAUUAGCUGCAAUUACUCUCCCAAUUCUAAAUAUUUAUUUGGAAUAUACUCUUUUUGUUGUUUUGUUCUUUUAUAGGGCUAUACAUGCUUCAGUAAAGAUUUGGAAGAAGUACUUUGGAACUCACAUGAAUGUAUCAUCCUUUUGCUAUUCAUUAAAUCUUCUUUUUUUAGGAUUAUAUUCAAGCCUGACCAAAAAUGCUUCUGUAGAAGGCUAAAAAAUGGGGUAGUAUAAUGAGUGAGCAGAGAGGUGCUAAGUUUGUUUAAGGAUCAAAGCAUCUUUUCCUAUUCAUUUUGAAGUGUGCACAGCCUUAAAAACUACAUCUAAAACUAAAUUAUGUCCUACUUGAAUUUCUUGGGCUAUAAAAUGUAAAUGACAUGGGAAGGAGAGGAGCAUUAAGGAGAGACUUCACAAAAGGGAAACAUAUUCUCAGUUCUGUUGAUUUUCUGACAGUUUGUUCUACCUUUAAGUGCAAAUUCUCCUGAACUUCCUGCUCCCAUAUUCAUAGAAAACUGAACACAACUAUACAGUUCCCUGGAAGGAUCAAAUAUUGGGUCUUAUGUUUUUAUUAUUUGCAAGCUCUCUUUGUCCACUAGAGCCCCCCUAUAGUUUCAUGGAGUGAAAUUAGUAUUGGGAUGCUAUAGUUUCUAAGAGAAUAGAGUUCUGGAUUGUUGCAAAUAUCCCCCAAGUCUGCAGCACUAGGAAGCAAAUGACAGAAAAAAACUGAGGGAUACUUGCAAUUAUGAUAGCUGCAAGCAGGGCAGCUGCAAAAUUGUGCUUUGAUUAUUUCAGAUCUAUGACCUAAAUAAUGUUAUGGAAAUUCAAACUAGAUUACAUUAAAAAAAUCAGAUUAAAUAUGUGAAUCUGUCGUUUGUUUCCUAUUUAUAAAUUAUGGUACUUUGGGUUAUGUGCCUGUGUUUUUAGGUAUUUUGGCAUCACUGAAAAUACAAGAUUUAAAAAUACAGUUUAAUUCUUUCCCCAACCUGAUAUAAAUGUGUUCAGUUGCCUAUGAAAGUGAUUUUUUUUCCUUCUCUGUUUGCCUUUGUUGUAUAUUGAUACCUUCAACAUUCCAUAGCCCAGGCUAAUUUAUAAACAGAUGCUGUUUGCUCAACUUUAGGUAUUUUUUAUUCUGUACUGUAUGUAAAAGUAGGACCAGUCCAUAGAAACCUUGGCCCUGAAUUAGGCAAGAAUGUAUCCUCCUUUUAGAGCACAGGGGAAUUAAAUGUGAAUCCAGAUAUUUCCUCUUCAGGUACUCCUUUGUUCUGAACAUUCCUAAGGCUUUGGAAUUUUUCUGAAAUACUUGUGGAGCCCCUCAAGUUAGUGGUCAUUUUUUAGCAACCCUGAAUCAGUUUCCAAUUGAACAGGCCUAGAUCAACAAUAAGCAUAUUUAAUUAAUUUAUAUAUUGUGAAUUAUAUGCCCCACAAUUUCAAAAAGCUCUGAGAAUCUUACAGAUAAUACAAAAAUAGCCAUAAUUAAAAGGAAAUAACCAAACCUAAUAACAAUCACCACUGACACCAAAGAAAAUAGUACUGGCAAUAAUGUUCAUGAUUGAAGGAAGGGGACUGCCACAUCAUCAGUCCUCAAAGACUUUCCAAAAAAGAGUCUGAGUUUGGCAGCUUUCCUCAACACAAAGAGUUGGUACUGUUCCAAACAUCCAGGUUCAGGGUCACUCUGUGAUAAGAAUAGGGGAUUGUUUUUGUACCACUGUUGUGGGCUUUCCAAAGGCAUGCUUUGGACAAAAUGGAGUAGAAUACACGAACAUUUUAGUCUACUCAGUGGCCUACUGAUGGUCUACAUCUCCAUGUGAAGGAUACUGCAUGAUGCAUCGUUGUCUUUUAUAGGUUCUUCAGAUUUUAGAUCUGUUUUUUAUCCCACUUUUAUUAUUUUUAUAAGUUACACAAAAUGGUGGACCUCACCUAAUACUCCUUCCUCCUCCAAUUUUCCUCACAACCACCACCAAUGUGAGGUGAGCUAAACUAAGCUGAGACAGAGUGACUGGCCCAAAGCCAGCCAGUCAACUUUCAUGCCUUAUUACCCCUUGAAUUCUCAGAAGAUAUAGGGUGUACUCGUAUAUUUCAUUGUUACAUUUCUGUGCACGCCGCAAGCGCUUACUCUGCAAUACAGUAGGCAUGUUGCCUACAUUUAGAAUGUUGCUUUUCAUUCUAACUCUGAAAGAGGAUUUAGACUUUUGGUCAUAACUGUUCAGAUUACACUUUUGGCCCAACGGGUCUGCUAAGCAAAACCUAAUCAAAUAAGUUUACAAUGUUAAGAAUUUAAAAAUAAUUUCCAAACAGAGAUCACUUUGAUAUUGAAAAACAGUCUCAAGUAUUUUCUUUAUUUAAUACAAAUGUGCUGAAUUAAUUAUAUAACUGUCCUUUUUUUCUGUAAUAAGAAAUAAUUCAUAAGAAAGAUUUUUUUUGUUUAGUUUGAUUUAUUAUAAAAUACUGGAAGACGACUGUGGCUAUUCUGGUGAGAUCAUGAUAUUAAAAUCAAAAUUCCCAUAUUUAGGCAAAGAUUUGGUCUGUGAAAUUUAGUUACUAUUUUAUCAAGAUAUUUAAAGAUUGUGUUUCCCUUGUGGAAUACAUUAUAGCCAAACCUUUGUAUUAUUACUCUGUAUGUCCAAUGACUUUAAUGGGAUUUAGCAUUCAUGAAUGAAAGGUUAUUCAUUAAUUUAUUCAUUUAUUUAGCAUUCAUACUUUUUAUCAGUUCUGAAUUGCAUAGUUUCGUUUAACAAGGAAUAUUUGUAUCCUGAUUAAGAGUAAAAAAAAGAGUUUUCUUUCUUUCUCUACCACUCUAUUGAAAGUUAUUCAUACUAUUUAAAUAAAGUUCUAAAUACAUA